Molecule: messenger RNA, 1140 nt
Organism: Falco peregrinus (peregrine falcon)
Lineage: Eukaryota; Metazoa; Chordata; Aves; Falconiformes; Falconidae
Gene: CCDC102B
Product: coiled-coil domain containing 102B
Exons: 4
Source: RefSeq, a predicted model, not a curated record
AUUAUGAAUCAAAACAUGAAUUUAAGCUCUGUUCAGAAACUGAUGGAAGAGACAGAGUUUAUUGGGACUGAACCAAGACAACCUUAUAAAUUAGCUGGAGGCUGCCAACCAGGUGGCCAUCUCUCUAAUUCAAAUCUGCAACCUCAAAGUUUCUACCCAUAUUCAUCUCAUUAUCCAUAUAUGCAUAUGAAUGACAGCAUUGAUUGGGAAUUUUUUGAAGCAGUAAAAAUUCAGGAACUGGAAGAAGUCAAAGCCAGAGCUGCUCAAAUGGAGAAGACCAUGCGCUGGUGGUCAGAUUGUACCGCUAAUUGGAGAGAGAAAUGGAACAAAGUUAGAGGAGAAAGAAAUAAAGCCCAUGAGGAAGCAAGACAAUUGAGAAUAAAGUUAGACAAUGUUGUAAAAGAACUGAGUAUGCUUAAAAAAGUAAAUCAAGAUGGAGUAAGUGAGAAGGAAAACUUAGAAAAUGCUACUGCUUGGAAAACUGAAUUCAGUUGCACAGAAAUACCUUAUAUUAAAAAAGACCUAAAUCAGUUAAUGUUUCUGGAACGAGAACCUGUGAAAGAACCAAGCAAAACCAACAAGAUUCCUGGGGCAGAAGACAGAAAGAAGGAAGUAGAGGUAAUCAAAGACCAAAGCAAUCACAAUAAAAAAAUCACUCCAAAGCCUCCUGAUUCCUUUCCCAGUGGAGUUCCCAGCAUCUGCUUGGAGAAACCUUAAAAAAGUUUGGACAGUACAUCUAAGAAAACAGAGAAUGGUCUAAUACAUGUUUCAGUCUUGCAUUUGCAUUUGGCUGAGAUGCAGAAAAUCUUAAAAAAGGAAAAAGAAAUGUACGUAUUUAUGGAAAAAGAAAUGGAAAAGCUAGAGAGUGAAUUAUUUCUUUGGAAAUGGAAAUACGAAGAACUGAGACAAACGAAGCUGGAAAGCCUGAGACAGCUGGAAAGACUACAGUCUGAGAAUACGUCUGAAUGGGGAAAGAGAGAGACACCUGAAGCAGAAAAACAAUGUUUGGAAGGAGAGAACAGAAGACUGAAAUUGCAGGUAAAAGAAAUUCUGGGACUUCUGGAGAUAAAAAAUAAAACAACACUAAAUUGAGUUGUGAUUAUCCAAAUGCACAAAGUAAGCUGCUGGUUAAAAAUAAGG